Molecule: messenger RNA, 1503 nt
Organism: Rotaria socialis
Lineage: Eukaryota; Metazoa; Rotifera; Eurotatoria; Philodinida; Philodinidae
Source: the annotation of a GenBank genome assembly
AUGGCAACUUCGAAUAAAAAAAGCUCAACAUCUCAUGAUGUUAGUACAGAUACAGAUGAUUCUGAUUGCGCAAAAAAUGGUUCAGAUUCAAAUAAUAACAGCGAAAGUUCACCAUCAUCUAAGCAUCGAGGAACCAAACGAGUCAAUAACAAAAUGAAACCAUGCCUUGUACAAAAAACAUCGACAAGUGACGAAGAACUGCUACUAGACGAAACAAAUCAUGUUAGAUUAUUAUCAUCACAUGUCGGACGUUCAUAUGAACAACCAACUCAUGGAAUCCUUAAAGUACCGAGCGGUUCAACAAGUCCUGAACUACAAAUACCAAAUCAGCCGAUAAAACCAGUCAAAAUAAAAAAUAAAUCAAAAUCUACAUCUCCAGUAUCAGCCAAUGAUCAAUCAUCUCUUAUGAAUGGGGCUCCUGUUCAUCAACAUCAUCGUUAUCGUCAUAAGACUACUGAUGAAAAUCGUUCAAGUCCAAGUAGAACUCAACUGAAUAAAAAACUUCAAGAACAAACGAUCGUAUCGACAACAUCUACAACAAAUAAUUCCGAUCGUGUCACACUUGUUGUUGACGAAACAAGAUUUGUUAUCGAUCCACAAUUAUUUCGUGCACAUCCAAAUACGAUGCUUGGCAGAAUGUUCAGUAUAUCAUGGGAAACAUCACUCGUACCUAAUGAACGAGGAGAAUAUGAAGUUGCUAAUGGAAUAUCAGCUACGAUCUUCCGAAGUUUAUUAGAUUUUUAUAGUAUUGGAACAAUCCGCUGUCCACCUUCGAUAAGUAUACAAGAUCUACGUGAAGCAUGUGAUUAUUUUCUAAUACCUUUUGAUCAACUAACAAUUCAAUGUCAAGAUUUAUGUGGAUUAUUGCAUGAAUUAUCUAAUGAUGGUGCAAAAAAACAAUUUGAAAUGUUUCUUGAAAAUGAUAUUUUCCCCGUGCUUGUUGAAUCUGCUCAACGCGGUGACCGCGAAUGUCAAAUAGUGAUUUUAUGUGAUGAUGAUCUGAUUGAAUGGGAUGAUGAUUAUCCACCACAAUUGUGUCAAGAAGAAGAUAAAGCUCAAAUUAUACGUUCAACUGCUAUAUAUAGAUUUUUUAAGUAUAUUGAAAAUCGUGAAGUAGCUAAAUUGGUGCUGAAAGAUCGGGGUUUGAAAAAAAUUCGCAUGGGUAUCGAAGGUUAUCCGACGCAUAAAGAAAAAGUUCGUUGUCGUCCACGAGCAAGACCAGAAGCUAUUUAUAGUUAUAUUCAAAGACCGUUUCUUCGUAUGUCAUGGGAAAAAGAAGAAGCAAAAUCACGUCAUGUAGAUUUUCAAUGUGUACGAAGUCGAUCAGUGAAUAGUCUCAUUGAUGUCAAUGAUGAUCAGAAUUCUGGUAAUGCUCUACCAUUUCCAUUUCUAGAAAUUGCUCAAAACCAAAUGAUACCACCACCACCAUCACCUAGAGAACUUUUUCCUGCAUUACCGCCAUUUUCUUCAUCGGGUCUUCCCGGCGAUAAUUUGACCGAUUGA